AUGCCACCUCUAAGCGAGACCAUUCGAAAUGGCAUCUCCGACUCUUUGGCGCGCACCCAGCUCUGGCUCAACACGCCGAAUGGCCGUGGCGUGCUGAAGUGUACCGUUGCCUACACCAUCGCCAGCCUUGCGACUUUUGUACCGUUUUUAGCGAAUUUUCUGGGCAAGCCGGAGGGAAAACAUGUUGUUGCUACUAUUACGGUUUACUUUCACCCUGCGAGGUCGGUGGGAUCGAUGAUUGAGGCCAUUCUUAUUGCUGUCGUGGCGGUUGCUUACGCCGAGACCAUUUCGCUGUUGUCAAUGGUUACUUCUGUCUUCUUUGGAUCGACGAUGCAUCUGGUAACGCUAUCGCAUGUCUUGGUUGUUGUGGUGUUCAUCGGUGGUGGGUUUGGCUUUAUGGGCUGGGUGAAACAAAGGAUGCUGAACCCUCUCGUCAACGUUGGCAGCACCCUCGCAGCACUCGCCAUAAUCGGUGUCGUGACGAAAGAGAGUCACGUCAUGUCCAACGUAUUCUCUAAUGAGAAGGUACUUCAGGUAUUCAAAAUGCUCGUUAUGGGUAUCACGACUACGACGGCGGUGAACCUGCUUCUCUGGCGAACGAGCGCUCGCACCUCGCUACGAGAGACAAUGAAUCGGGUUUCGAUUCCUCUUGGAGAUAUGCUAUACAUGAUAACCAACAGUUUCCUUAGUGGCUCCGAAGAGGGUCUAGUAUCGGAUGGAUUUACAGCGGCGUCGACACAUUAUGCGAAAUCAUAUGCUCAGAUGAUGAAGGAUAUGAGAGAAGCCAAGUUCGAGCACUACUUUCUUGGGCAUGAAGAGAUCUACGAGCAUGAGAAGACUGUUGCGAGAUCUAUGGAGACACUAGCUCAGGCUUUGGGUGGUUUAAGGAAUGCGACGAAUACUCAGCUAGAGCAGCUCAAGCAUCCGAAGCCUCUCAGUCCAAAAGCAUCGGGGACGACUUCACCAAAUACGGCGCGUCAGCUAUUCGAGCAAUUCAACGAGUCUAUAACGAUGUCCAUGACAGGUGUACGUCAAAAUCUCUGCAGAAUUCUUCACGAGCCUCAGUUCGGACAACCUCCCAGCUACGAGAUCAACGUCGACGAAGACCUACGACGGAACUUGAUGGAUUCACUGAGUACUUUCGACACAGCGAGGUCAGACGCUUUGCAAGGGCUCUACGACCGCAUCGAACUAAUGGCUUCAUCCCACGAAUCAACGCGCGCCAAUUUGGAAGAAGUCGCUGCAGCUUGCGGUCACUUCACAUUCAGUCUUCAAUCCUUUGGCGAAGAUGUCCUUCAGUAUCUCGAUGUUCUGGAUGACCUCGAGUAUGUGAUUAUACGCAAGAGUCGAAGCUGGAGAUGGCUUCUCUGGUGGAAGAGUGGGGUUGAAGAGGAUCGUAACAAAGCGAUCAGACUAUUCGAAUCUGCAGAGGCUGAUACUCUGAUGCGAACGAGGCAGAGGUCUGUCAGUGUUCCCGAUGGCUCAGCUGCAGUCCCUGCGCCGGUCGAUCUGAGGACUUGGUACAAUGCGCCUGAUCUGAAUAAGAUACUGGCCUGGUUCUGGAGAAACCUCUCUGUGCUUUUCAAGAAAAUGGCGCGAGAUGAUAUUCAGUUUGGCCUUAAAGUCGGCAUCGGUGCUGCUCUAUGGGCCAUGCUCGCUUUCCUCGAAGAAACAAGAGAACUAUACACCGAGUGGCGCGGCGAAUGGGGUCUUCUCUCCUUCAUAAUCGUUUGUAGUUUCACAGUGGGAGCUGCCAACACCGUCAGUCUGGCUCGUUUCAUCGGAACGAUAUUCGGAGCAUUGUUCUCUGUUGUAAACUGGAAGAUCAGCCAUGGUUACGCUUUAGCUCUCAUCCCUCUUGGCUGGUUGACGAGUUUCGUCAACUUUUACCUCGUCAUUCAGCAUGGUAAGGCUUCGUUGGGGAGGAUCAGUCUUCUUGCUUACAACGUUUCUACACUUUACGCUUAUAGAGUAAAGAGAAAGGCUGAUGGGAAUGAUGCGACAGAAGAUGGACAAUUCAGUCAACCUGAUAUUAUUGAAAUCGCAAAGCGCCGAGCGAUUGCCGUCACAGCAGGUAUUAUCUGGGGUCUAGUCGUCUGUCGAAUCAUAUGGCCUAUUUCCGCCCGCCGCAAGUUCAAGGAGAGUCUCUCUGUUCUUCAUUUGCAGAUGGGUCUUAUCUGGAAGCGAGGGCCUCUCACUGUACUUUUCCGCAGCGAAGGUUCUCAAAGCUAUCUCAAAUCAGGUGAACAGGCUGCUUUACAGAGAUAUGCUGCAAAUCUGGAUAGCUUGAGACUAUCGGCCGCCUCAGAGUUUGAGCUACGAGGCCCUUUCCCAAUGGAAGUUUAUGGCCGUGUUCUAAAAAGCACUAUGCGUAUUCUCGAUGGUUUUUACAACAUGAGUCUCGUUGCAUGCCGGAAGGGACAUCUUACAGAAGGCGAAAGGGCAUUGUUAGAGUAUACUGCUCGUGAGCGCGCUAUUCUGUGUGAUCACAUCUGUCAAGCCUUUCAGGUCGUUGCCAGUUCAACAAUGCUGGAAUAUCCUUUCGCCGACGCUACGCCGAGCAUUGUGUCAGCUCGCGAGAAUUUGUUGAGCAAGAUCUUUGAGUUCAGAAAAGAACAUCCAAGGAGACUAAUCAACGAGGGUGGUGAGAGCAGUGGUUCAAAUCAUUUGCUUGUCGAGGAGAAAGAUUAUGCGUUGCUUUAUGCGUAUGCUCUUGUUACAGGCCAGGUUGCGGACGAGUUGAGGAUGAUUGGAAAGGAGAUCGGGAGUCUGUUUGGUGUUUUGGACGAAGAUACCCGGCUUUUGCAAUGA
Fusarium redolens is the source of this 2811-nucleotide messenger RNA. Its product is annotated as Fusaric acid resistance protein-like-domain-containing protein. The record is from RefSeq and is a predicted model, not a curated record. NCBI's taxonomy places the organism in Eukaryota, Fungi, Ascomycota, Sordariomycetes, Hypocreales, Nectriaceae. The coding region runs from base 1 to 2811 and encodes 936 amino acids. The transcript has 2 exons.